GAUCGCCCCACAUAAAAGCCUCUGCUUUCCCAAGCAGAAGCUGACGAGGAAUGAAGGAAUGCAGUUUCAUCACUCAGAGACAUCCGGACACUGUCGGAUUACGCGGCAAAGCAGAGGAAUAAAGAGAAGUGGGGACAGUCAGCCUGAAGGCGCGCUGCCUCAUGUUUCCCCAUCCGCUUUGUCCAUCAUCCAAAAAGUGCAGCGCGGUUUCAGCUGCUGGAGGACGCGUGGAUUUGUCAGUGUCAGCUGCGCAGAAUGCAUCUUCACCUGAGACCUCAAAUAUGCAGCGCGAGGAAGAGUGGACCAGUCUGACAAGUUUGCUUUAACUGGGAAAACACCUGUUCAUUUGGGGGCGCAAUGAUUUUAACUUUUGUCAUCAUUUUGUCCUUCACGGAUUCGGUGUUCACCUUGAAGGAUGACCACGGCUCCCCUCGGCUGGACUGCGUAAAGGCCAGCAAACAAUGCCUGAAGGAGAACGCGUGCAGCACCAAGUACCGGACGAUGAGGCAGUGCGUAAAGGGGAGGGAGAGCAACUUCAGCGCGGUCACCGGUCCCGAGGCGCAGGGUGAAUGCCUGAGCGCCAUAGAUGCCAUGAAGCAGAGCCCCCUGUACAACUGCAGGUGCAGGAGAGGCAUGAAGAAGGAGAAGAACUGCCUAAGGAUCUUUUGGAGCUUGUUUCAGAGCUUGCAUGGUAAUGAUUUACUGGAAUACUCCCCGUACGAGCCAGUCAAUAGCCGGCUCUCAGACAUCUUCCGCUUGGCUCCCAUCAUAGCUGUCGAACCUGCAUCUGCGAAGGAAAACAACUGUCUGAAUGCCGCCAAAGCCUGUAACCUGAAUGACACUUGUAAGAAGUACCGCUCGACUUACAUCAACUCCUGCACCAGCAGGGUGUCUGCCUCUGAGGUCUGCAACAAGCGCAAAUGUCACAAGGCCCUGCGAGAGUUCUUUGACAAGGUUCCAAGUAAAUACAGCUAUGGGAUGCUGUUUUGCUCCUGCCCGGCAGAGGAUCAGAAGGCCUGUGCAGAACGCAGGCGACAGACCAUCGUUCCCGUCUGCUCCUAUGAAGAUAAAGACAAGCCCAACUGUCUGUCCCUGCAGAACACCUGCAAAACCAACUACAUAUGCAGGUCACGACUGUUGGACUUUACCAGCAACUGUCAGCCCGAGGUUCAUUCCAUAUCCGGCUGCUUCACAGAGAACUAUGCGGACUGCCUGCUAGCGUACUCCCGUCUUAUUGGGACGGUGAUGACGCCCAAUUACGUGCAGUCGGCUGGCAUCAGCCUGUCGCCGUGGUGUGACUGCAGCAGCAGUGGAAACAGCAAGCAAGACUGUGAGAAAUUUGCUCAGUUUUUCACCGACAAUCGCUGCCUGCGUAACGCCAUCCAGGCAUUUGGCAACGGUACUGACGUCAGCAUGUGGCAUCCCCGACCCUCAAUGAAGCCUACAGUGGAGUCGGGCAUAAGUCGAAGGACUAAAGCCCGAUUGAAGAACGUCCUGGACACGCUGACAAAUGUGGCCAAGCUGGAAGACUCAUACGGCAUCUGCGAAACCUUACAGGCCCAAAAGCUGGUGUCAAAUCAAACAGUGGACAUGGCUCCUUGUCUGAACCAUCACCUGGAGGAGUCCGGGACUUUAAAUGCCAUUUCCAAAAGCUCCCCAGCAGGGCUCCUCUGCUCACAGUCGCCAGUCCUGCUCCUCACUCUGGCCUUCACCUUCACUCUAACAGAAUCACAAAUCAAAGUUUUCCAGCUCUUGUAGGGAAAGGACUGACGAUGGACCCUCCUUAUCUCCGGAAGUAAUCAAACCGCAUUCCAUGUAAAGAAUUUCUCAAAGUGCAGCAACACUUUUUUUGUGGUCAUAGCAGUGAAAUCAGAUGCUGUUGUGGAUUGACAUUUUUUUGGAUGUCUUGUUGCAGAAAAACAGACUUGAUGAAUCUGUUGCUCAGACGUCAGCUCAUUUACUUUCUGUGCCCCGUGGGAGCAGUUUGACUCCCAAAACUGUUUGGGAGCACUCGUGUCCCGGAGAUAAAACUUCCCUCUGAUGUGAAACAUGUCAUUUCUUUUGCGGCGCGUGUCACGCCAACGUUCUGAAUAGUGUUUUGAGUGUCGAGUUAAUUGCUUGUUUGGAUCUGUUGUGGUACCAUGCCUGCUUAAGUGAGGGCUUGUAGAAGGAGUUAAGAAUAAUUUGACACAAACUGAGCUCACCUUGGAGUCCAAUUUAUGUCUACAAAGGACGAGGGAAAACAACCGUCUUCUACAUGUUUGGUCUUAGCAAUAGAUCAGGUUUGUAGGUUUUGUUGUCAUGGUGAUAUGUGGCUUUAUCACCUCUUAAAGGACAUUUUGUACAUUUCUAACAUGAGUGCUCUCUGUCUCUGUAAGGCUGCUGUUAGAUUGUGAUCAUUUGUCUGUAAUAUUCUGAAGUUUGUGCAGGUGGGAGCCUCAGCUUUACCCAAACGUUACACAGGAUGUGACUGUUCUCUUUCAAUGUGGUCACAAAUAUCACUUUGUUGUGCGAUUAUGUCAAGUUUGAUAGUUGCACAACGAUAUCCUGAACAAAAUUUCCUGUUAAAUAUCUGAAACAUAAAGUCUCUUUUAUUGCUAAAAAAGUC
This is a messenger RNA of Oryzias latipes (Japanese medaka), 2608 nucleotides long. RefSeq names its product gdnf family receptor alpha 1b (gene gfra1b). Gene Ontology annotation, molecular function: signaling receptor activity. The record is from RefSeq and is a predicted model, not a curated record. NCBI's taxonomy places the organism in Eukaryota, Metazoa, Chordata, Actinopteri, Beloniformes, Adrianichthyidae. Gene Ontology annotation, biological process: nervous system development. Gene Ontology annotation, cellular component: external side of plasma membrane; signaling receptor complex.